AUGAUUGGAUUACCGCGUAGCGAUAGAGAUAGAGAUCGUAUUACGGUGAAAAUUCGUAACAUGAAAAGAAGUUCAUCGAGGGACAGUAUGCCACGAUCUAAAAGGACGCGCAGUAGUAUAGGAAGAUAUGACGACAGCUCGGACGAACGUGUGACGCCGGAGAGAGUCCGGCGAAGGGUGCGCUCGCCCAGUCCUCGAGGGCGUUACGUAUCUCCUCAUCGCGAUGAUUAUGUGCGGUCCAGAGAAGUUAGGGAGGAAUCGGUUCGCCCUUAUUAUAAAGUAUUAUGCGUUAGUGCGCUUCACCCUAAAGCCUCUGAUGAAAUAGUGAAAGAUACUCUCUAUAGGGAAUACAAAAAGUUCGGUGACUUCAGUAUCAAAAUUUCCCACGAAUUAGAUGAGCGAGUAGCUUAUGUUUGCUUCCGCAGUGCUGAAGACGCCAGGGAUGCCAAACAUGCGAAACCAAGAAUCAUUUUGUAUGACAAGGUCGCUAUCGUAGAUCCCGUGUAUGAGCCAGUGCGGUCUGAAUAUAGAAGUAGGCCGAGGAGCAUUACUCCCCCUGACUAUGACCGUCCAUAUUCAUACGCGUGGUCUCCUGUACCAGAGAGGAGGAGGCCACCCCCAGACGACCGCGCAUACGGAAUCCCUCCAUCGGUCCCACCACAUCACAGAGAUUUUCGGCCUCCGAUGCAUGAGUACCCCAUGGCGGGGCCUCACGGGCCUCCAAUGCACCAUCGCCCACCCAUGCAUCACCCACCACAUCCUCAUUACAUGCCACGCCCUUACAUGCCGCGUCCUCAUCAUCCGCCGUUUGAAAAAAUGGAAAACAAAAAAGACAAGUUCCCUAACUACUUACAUCAUGUACAACCAGAAGAUGAUCCUCUUGCAACAAGAACUCUGUUUGCUGGGAACUUGGAAAUAAAUAUAUCAGAUGAGGAAUUGAGAAGAAUCUUCGGCCGUUAUGGCAUAGUUGAAGACAUUGACAUUAAAAGGCCUCCUCCAGGCACUGGGAAUGCAUUUGCAUUUGUCCGUUAUCAAACAUUAGACAUGGCUCACCGAGCCAAAGUAGAGCUAUCUGGCCAGUAUAUUGGUAAAUUUCAAUGUAAAAUUGGAUAUGGCAAAGCUACACCGACCACUCGUGUUUGGGUAGGUGGUCUAGGUCCAUGGACGUCAGUAGCCCAAUUAGAAAGAGAAUUUGAUAGAUUCGGGGCCAUAAAGAAAAUUGAAUAUGCUAAAGGUGAACCUCAUGCAUAUAUACUGUAUGAUUCGAUAGACGCAGCUCAAGCUGCUGUAAAGGAAAUGAGAGGCUUUCCGUUAGGUGGACCGGAUAGGCGGCUUAGGAUUGAUUUUGCUGAUGUGGGCACCGGGGGACCAUACAGACCUAAACCAUAUGCAGCACCCGUUGAAGAAGGUCGUGCAGAAGGUUACGAAGGAUAUGAAGGUUCAUGGGAGGAUGGUUAUAGCUAUGGUUCUGGUUAUAGAGGUAGGGGCGGCCACCGCGGGCGAGGUCGUGGUAUGUAUCGUGGAGUGUACCACGGCAGCGCUGAUUAUAGGGAUGAGGAGUGGCGGAGAGCACCAGAUGCUGAAUAUGAUAGUAGAGCUCGUCGUUCUGGUUCCCGAGAACCUGGCGUAGAUAGAUCGCGUUCCCGUUCCCCACGACGUCGCUCCCCCGACAGUGAUUCCGAUGGAUCUCCCCGACGCAGCAGUGGCAUGCUCGCCUCAGCUAGAACACUACCCGAGGUUGUUCGUAAAGCUACAACAAUCUGGAAUGGUGCCCUCAUACUCAAAAACUCCUUGUUUCCCACUAAAUUCCACCUCACGGAUGGAGAUUCAGACAUAAUUGACAGUUUAAUGAAAGAUGAGGAGGGUAAAAAUCAAUUGAGGAUUACACAACGGCUCCGUCUGGAUCAGCCAAAGUUAGAUGACGUACAGAAACGUAUUGCUACUUCUAGUUCACACGCUAUCUUCCUCGGUGUGGCGGGAUCGACGGCUUCCAUUACAAACGAAGAUGCAAGCAUACAGACAAGGCCUAUGAGGAAUUUAGUUUCGUACUUGAAACAAAAAGAGGCCGCCGGAGUUAUAUCAUUGUUGAAUAAAGAAACUGAAGCCACCGGGGUUUUGUACUCUUUCCCUCCCUGUGACUUCUCCACGGAACUACUCAAGAGAACUUGUCACAACUUGACCGAGGAGAGUUUGAAGGAGGAUCAUUUAGUUAUAGUGGUAGUUAGGGGCGGUUCAGCAUAG
Danaus chrysippus (African queen) is the source of this 2241-nucleotide messenger RNA. The record is from the annotation of a GenBank genome assembly. Lineage: Eukaryota; Metazoa; Arthropoda; Insecta; Lepidoptera; Nymphalidae.